Messenger RNA from Ostrinia furnacalis (Asian corn borer), 1776 nucleotides. RefSeq lists its product as uncharacterized. The transcript is spliced from 2 exons. The record is from RefSeq and is a predicted model, not a curated record. NCBI's taxonomy places the organism in Eukaryota, Metazoa, Arthropoda, Insecta, Lepidoptera, Crambidae. Bases 207 to 818 code for a protein of 203 amino acids.
UCAAGCUGUCAAUUUUUUGAGAAGCAAACAGCAAACUUGCCAAUCUGGUAUUUUUUUUUUCAGUAAACUUGUUUUUCUGUUGUGUUGUGUUUGCUAUUAUACUUUCCAAAUCUAUAAAUCGUCAAUUUCAAGUGGUUAAUUCCUAGGAACACCACCUAGUCGUAUGAUGUUUUGAAGUGUUAGAUUUGUGCUAAAUUAAUUUGAAGAUGGCUACCACCUUGUUUGAUAGUCCCUUCAUUCGACAACAAUUGCAUCGCUUGCGGCGGACUGAUUUCGACCUCGAUGAGGAUCAAAGAUUUGGUCGAUGUGACUGCACAAGUUAUUCCUACUUUGUGCUAUCCAUGGUACUAUUUUCUGUAGGAACUGUCAUUACCGUGCUCGCCUUGGGCGAUGCCGAUGGUUACAUAUUACACAAUUUGGGACACAUGUGGCUCGUUGGACCAAUAUUUAUAUGCUCUGGAAUGAUGGUUGCUGUGAAAAGCAUGCUAUAUUUGCGAAGGAAAAGUGUAAUCCAAAUGCUCCUUCAUCGACGCGAAUUGAUUCGUGACAUGGCAAUAGUGCAGGCUGAGCAAGCAUACAGUGGACAAGUGCCUCGGACAGCAUCCAAUGCAACUCUACCUCCCUCUUAUGAUGCCUUAUUAGCCAACGCGGCUACCAGCAAGCCUCAGCCGUCAAGCACUGAACCGCCUCCGCCCACUUACGAUGAAGCCAUGUACCUUAUCGGUGAUGACAAGUUUCAGGUUUCUAAAAAUGAUGACAGUGCCAAACAGGAGUCCAGCAACCAGUCAGUAGACAGUGCUGAUAGCAGCAAACCUUAGGACCGAUAAACCUUACAUGUUUAUUACUAGAUAUUUAAGAGUAAACUUAAUUCUUCCUGUUUGUACUUAUAAUUUUAUUCAUAGUCACUAUACAUAUUGUAUUCUCUAAUGUGCCUAAAAUUUGAAUUAGCAAUGUUGUUGUUAUAUUUUAUGUGAAUUAUGUGAGUAAAAUUCCAUUUCACUAAGAGCAAUUUACAAGGAAGAAUGCUACUUAGGCCUAAUUCAAAAAUAAAACAAUGAAAAAUUCUUGAAAAUGUAUACCUUGAAGUAGUAUUUUCCUUGUAAUUAAGAAUAAAAUGUUAUUGGUUCUUGGUGGAUGCUUGAAGGAAGUCUGAACUUAAUUCUAAUUAAGGAAAAUAUACCAACAAAUGUGAAAGCUUUGUUAAAACAUUAAUAUGUAUGUUUCACAAGGAAAACCUAUAUUUACUACUAAUAAGUUGUAUUAUUUAGACAUUGAAGUUUAUAUUCAUGAUGUAAGUAUAUCUUUUUAUAGAACCAAGAUAUUGCGAAAUUUUAUAUGCUGUAUUUUUCUAUGUGAAUUAUCAUUGUGAAUUUAUUAUAGUAAAACAUCUGUGCCUGUAAUGUUGAAUGAAGCUUAUGGUUGUGUCCUUAUAUGGAAUGCAAAAUGCAAUCUUGUUCAUAGUAGUGCUAAAUUACUUCUGCUGGGUGUUAACAGAAACCAGUGUUAUGAAUAUAAUGGAUUAUGAUCUAGAAAACUAGGGAGAAUACUAUUUAUUUGAGAUAGGUGUUACUCCACUAUUUGCUUUAAGUUUUUUAUUAUUAAGGAUACUGAUGAAGUCUCAUUACAUAGAUUUUUCAUAAGAUGCCUCUCCAAAAUUGUUAAAUGUUGGAAAGACUGAUGCAUUUACCGUGAAUGUAUGAUUAAAUAUGAAAUGUUAGUCAUUAACAAAGCUAUGUAUACAGGGUGAAGAUUUAAAGAGGAACUACAUUUACAUUA